CACAAUGAAUGUGAGUUUUGCAGAAAAACCUAAUAGAAUAGGAGACCGAUGGCUAAUGAUCACUGGAUCUAUGAUACACCUCCCCUCUCUGAUGUAGAGGCCAAGCUCAGGCCACUCCUAGUUCAGCUGGGAAAUGACAACAAAUUACUUGGAGUUCAGGUAUGCGCUUACAAAGAUGGAAAGGUUAUUAUUGACACUGCUGGUGGAUUGCUCGAAAAAGAUAGUGACCGGCCGGUUCAGCCUGACAGCCUUUUUCCAGUUUUUUCGGUAACAAAGGGAAUAACAGCUGGAAUGUUACAUUGGUUGAUUGACGCCGGAAAAUUGAAGCUCGAGGAUAGUGUUGCAAAUAUAUGGUCAGAAUUUGGAUCACAUGGAAAAGAUCUCAUAAAGGUCCAUCAUGCGCUUAACCAUACAUCUGGACUGCACAAUGCCUUGGCAGACAUUGUGUUAGGAAACCCUUUUCUCAUGUCUAACUGGGAAGAGUGUUUAAAAAGCACGGCCAUGUCGGUACCUGAGAGUGAGCCUGGCAAGGAGCAGACAUACCACUAUAUAUCUUAUGGUUAUAUCUGUGGCGGAAUCAUUGAGCAUGCAUCAGGGAAGAAAUUCCAGGAGAUUCUUGAAGAAGCAUUCAUUCACCCCCUACAAAUUGAAGGCGAGUUAUAUAUUGGAAUCCCUGCAGGUGUGGAAGCUCGGCUUGCAAGCCUUGCACCCUAUGGAGAUGAUCCGAAGAAGCUUUCAGAGGUUGGCAGCCGUUUGGAUUUGCCCUCCAGCCUCAAGCCAGACAGCAUUCAACAAGCUGCUACCAUGGUGCCUGCUCUAUUCAACAUGCUCAACAUCCGCCGCGCCAUCAUCCCAGCAGCCAAUGCACAUUGCUCGGCACGUGCAAUAGCGCGUUACUAUGCAUCCCUAGUCGAUGGAGGUGCUAUUCCACCACCUCAUUCCUCCUCCUCUUCGACACCACCUCUCGGUAGCCAUCCUCACAUUCCCCACUCUACUGCUGCUGAAAACUCAUCAUCCGGUCCUAAAAUAGAUAAGCUAUUCAGCAACCCAAAAAUUCAUGAUGCUUUUUUGGGGGUGGGGGAAUAUGCUAGUUUGGUUAAGCAGGAUGGGAUAUUUGGACUCGGGUUUAAGAGGUGCCACCACUCGAAGGACAGGUCACUUAUCGGCUUUGGCCACUCAGGAAUGGGUGGAUCUACUGGCUUUUGUGACAUAGAAAACAAGUUUGCUGUUGCUGUAACUUUGAAUAAAAUGUCAUAUGGUGCUGAGACUGCAAGAAUAAUACAGUUGGUUUGUUCAGAGUUGAAUAUCCCAGUGCCAGAGGAAUAUUCAGGUUUUGAAGACAGUGAUGCAAAAGUUUUAGUUAAUUGAAGGCAGUAAAAAGCCUUCUGAUUCCAAAUAUAUGUACUGAUUGUUUUGUUUUACACCAGAUGAAUUUAUAUAGUGGUAGUGAUUUUACUUUUAUACAGUAUAAUCAUAGUUGGGAUCAGAGAUGCAUGAAUAUAAAAGCUUUGACAUUAAGUUGGGUGCCCGUGCAACCCUGGAAAUGUCUCUGCUUUGCCAACAAUGGAGGUGACAACCAUAGAUAUAAAAUGAGGAUCAAUCUGAAGUUUUCAACUACAGACACGGUUUCUCUCUGUGCUUUCAAUCAUGUGAUCUCUCUUUCUUCAUAUAAUAAAAAAAACCCAUAUCCUUGU
Molecule: messenger RNA, 1694 nt
Organism: Rosa rugosa (rugosa rose)
Lineage: Eukaryota; Viridiplantae; Streptophyta; Magnoliopsida; Rosales; Rosaceae
Exons: 6
Coding region: 49-1368 (439 amino acids)
Source: RefSeq, a predicted model, not a curated record